GUCAGCAAUAACAGGUGCGUUGCAUUGUUUAAUGGCGUCGGUUCUACAUUCUUGGUCAAUUUGUACUUUCAUAUUUUGGUAGUUAUAGAGACGAAUUUAUCAUGAAACGUUCCCAAGAACGGGAUAUGUCACCAAGGGCCCUGAAGAGGUCACGAUAUCCAGGCCCUGAGUACGAAAUUAUGAGAGAAAAGUCUCCAAUGGCCGAUUACGACCGAAGGGAUCUUCGAUGCAGUCCACCAGCUAGAAGCCGUGACAUGAAACUCAAGUACUAUCACGAUGAAGUAAGAACAAGAUACCGUGAAGACGAUUAUCCAAUAAGUAGGACAGAGGUGAAAACUCCUGAAUAUAGAUCUCUUUGCUUAAGUAAUAUUUCAAGUAAAAUUCCAGAUCAUGUACUGAAAGACGCCUUGUACAGAGAAUUUAAAAAAUAUGGCGAAUUCAACGUAAACAUUACUUACAGUGGUGAAAUGCGUGUAGCUUACAUAAAUUUCCGCUAUCCUGAGGAUGCUAGGGAAGCAAAACAUGCAAAGCAAAAUAAGAUGAUACUUUUUGAAAGAAUUGUUGUUAUUGAUUCAGUUUAUCCUAAAAAGCACCACACAACACCAGGAACGAUGCCCACUUCCAACUACGGUCGUUCAAAUGAAAUGUUUAGUUACCCAAGUAGCAGCAGCAGUAGGAGAAGCUCACCCCCAUUUCAACAAAGGAGAAACUACCACCAAAUGCGAUCACCUGAUAUUGAUUUGCCGCCACGGAAAGAAUUUUCUUCAAGUUACAGUACUCCUGGAGGAGGGGGUACUAGAAGAGCUCCAAACGAAAAGUUUCCUUAUCAUCUGGAUCAUGUACCACCAGAGGAUGAUGACAAGGCAACAAGAACUCUUUUUGUUGGAAAUCUUGAUUACAACAUUACUGACGAAGAAUUAAAAGAAGUCUUCACAAAGUAUGGGUUUCUUGAAGAAAUAGAUAUUAAGAGACCUCAACGGGGUCAAGGCAAUGCAUAUGCAUUUAUCAAAUUUAUGAACCUUGACUAUGCACACAGAGCUAAAGUAGAGAUGUCAGGACAAUAUAUUGGUCGAUUUCAGUGCAAAAUUGGAUAUGGAAAAGUAACUCCAAGUACUUGUAUUUGGGUUGGAGGCUUAGGUCCAUGGGUGACUCAUCAAAUGCUUGAGCGUGAAUUUGACAGGUUUGGAAUUAUUGAACGGAUCGAAUGGCCACAAGGGAAAAGCUAUGCUUAUGUAUUGUAUGAUAACAUAGAUGCUGCUCAGGCUGCGUGUUCAGAAAUGAGAGGGGCUCCACUUGGAGGACAAGACAGACGUUUACGCAUUGAUUUUGCUGAUGUCAGUCACAUAACAAACACACCAAAACCUUUGGAAAUUAAAACAAAUGAAAGUGGUAGAGGAUAUCAAGGAAGCAAUUGGAAGCCACCACAUGAAAGGAGGGAUGAUACUAGAAGUAUAGACGGUACCUUUAAAAGUUCAGACCAUCGAGAUGAUCGCAGACGUUAUGAAGACUUUGAUGUUAGAGUUCCUGAUGUACAGUACAGGAGACCAAGAACACCAGAGGGUUCAGAGGAUCGAAGACGCAGAAGAAGCCCUGAUAAAUAUGACUUGCAACUGCAAAACAGAGAUAAUAGAAAAUUGGGCAGAAAUUCAGAUGAUGACUUUGAACUAGAAGGAUGCAGACGAGAUACACGAAGAUUAUCAGUUGAGAAAGAGUAUUCUGAUUUGGAGGAAGUUGAGAACAUAAAUGAAAUGGUGAAAUGUCUUCCAGUGGCAUGGAAUGGUGGAAUUCUUUUAAAAAAUAGUGCCUUCCCUGGAAGGAUGCAUGUUGUUAGUGGGGACGUCACAAUUGUUGAUACAUUGAUGAGAGAUCCAACAACUACAGAAACACCAAUGCUGAAAAUAAAGCAAAGGCUGCGCCUUGAUCCACCAAAACUAGAUGAUGUAGGAAGAAGAGUAUUAGCAGCAGGUCGAAAUGGUCAUUGCAUUCUCCUAGCUAUGCCAAGUACACUCCCAAACUGGGAUGAUUCUGCUAUUCAGCAAAGACCUCUGAAGAAUUUAGUGACUUACCUUCGACAAAAGGAAGCAGCUGGAGUUAUCUCUCUUCCACCUUAUGAGACAAAAGACAAAGAAAAUGUGGGAGUUCUGUAUGCUUUUCCACCAUGUUCAUUUGGGUAUGAAUUUUUACUGAAAGCAGCCCCUCGUCUGCCACAAGAACCAGUUCAAGAUGAUUACUUGAUUGUUGUUGUCAUAAGAGGUACUGUGUAAAUCAGAUAUGUAUUGUAACAAAUGUAAUAGAACUGAUUUUUAAAAUCAAUAAUUAUUUGUUUAUAGAAAAUUUAGGAAUAUAAUUUUGUGUGGUUUAAUUUGUAAAUACCACCUUUUUUAAACAUUGUAUUCUUGUAUUUAACAGAAAAACCAUUUGGUCUAAAUAAUAUGGCAUUUUAUGUUUUGAGAUAAAUUGCUGAUUGAAGAUGGUGAAGUCUCACUUUGGAUCAAGAACAAUUUGAAUUUUUUUUAAAAACAGUGUUGGUGUUUUUCCACAUCAUUUUCAUAUGAAAUAUAUUGUAUACCAAGUAAGCUUAUUGCUUUGUUCAUAACUUUUUUCUUAUUAAUGAAAAAAUAAUGUUUUUUUUUUUUAUCGAACUAAGUUAUAUCAAAAAUGUCAAAAAUAGUGUCUGUUUUUUUUAAUACAAAAAAGAAUAAAUUACAUGGUAAUACACAGAUUUUGUGAGAUUUUAUAAUUGCCAUCUUAGUACAAUUAUACUAUUGAAUGAGGAAUCAUCUGAAUAAUUAUGAAGCAUAAGAUGUUAUUUAUUAAUUAAUGUAAAUAAUUGUAAAUCCUUCAAUCUAUGUUUUGUACUUGUCACAAGUUUUUACAAGAAAAAAAUCUGAUGUAUCUGGGGCAAUAUUUUCAGAAUUCAGUGUGACAGGAAGAGCCAAGAAAAUUAUCUAUCUUUAUUUUUUUUUACAAUACUAUUAGAUAAAAAUACAUUGUACUCAAGUUUUGACUCAUGGUAUUCCAAACCAUUUUAUGAAAAGUUAAUUUAUUAUCAUAAAAUACCAUUUUAGCAGAAUGAAUACUGUAUGCAUAAUUAAAGGUCUUUUAAGUAUGUCUGAAAAAGGACAUAAAUAUCUUUUUCAACUUGAAAUUUUUUUACUGAGUGGAAAUUCUUCAGUAUCAAGAAACUUUAUUGCUGAGAGUGUUGACCUGAUGCAAUGCCCGAAAACAACAUAUUAUUUUUUUCUCCUGGACUUAUGUAAAAUAGUAGAUUUUAAUGUGAGUAGUUUAUAAUUGUGCAAACUAAAUUCAGUUUCAAAGUACACAUAAACAUUUCCAUAAUAUUGUCAUAAAUGUAUGUCUUUUUAUGUGCAAGAAUUUUUUUCUUACAGAGUGAAAUUGGUAAUUUUCAUCUAACAUGCAAAAUGGCACAUUUUUGCUUAUGUGGAAACCUUGCAUAUAUGUGAUAUUUAAAAAAAGAAACAAGAAGGAACUUCUGCAUUGUACAGCAGACACAUCAUUUUUUUACUUGCAGUGCAUAUUACUUCAGCAUUUUUAAGUUAACUUUAGGUGCAUUUUUUUUUAAAAUAAUAAUUUCAGAUCUUGAAAACGCUUUUCAAUCAAAACCUAAAUUAAUUACAUUACCAUUUUGUUGUGAUUUAUAUUUUUUUACAGCAUUAUAGACGACGAGAAGAUUUUUAUUUAACAGAUAAAUCCAAGUUGAUACAAAAUAAAAUGUGGAAUAAAAACACUGGAAUCUGUGUAGCUUUGUGGUCAAAAUAUGUGCAAUAAGUUGACAUCUGACUUGAUACUAAAUAUCUAUUGUGAAUUAUGAAAGUGUGUGAUGUGAAUAGAUGACAUGUUUUAAGUGAUACGCAGAUCAACAAUAGGAAUGGAGAGGGGAUUGUCUGAAAAGUUAUGUUGAUGUUUUCAAGUGAAUUCCAAAUAAUCGGAAAUUGUGUUGGAAGAACUGAUCAGAAGUGUAACAUUUUUAGCCCAUCUGCACAUUCAGUUCAAAAUCUCCUAAAGGACUUCAUGUUUUGGAAUAUAUCCUGUUUUGUUUAAAUCUGCAAAAUGAUGAUUUCAGUGAUGUGUUUUGUGUGAAUUUAUUUUAACCCUAUAUAAUAUAGUUGGUAGCAAGAAAUAAACCAUGUGAAAAUAAACAAAAACCAUUGUUUUUCAGAUACGCUGUUGAAAAAGUGCAGAGUAGUAGUGAAAUCAGGCAUAUCAGUAUUUGUUGCUAAAGUAUAUGGAAGAUUCCUAGGGAUGCAUUCUGUUUCAUUGUUAUGUGCUGUGCUUGUGGUAUUAAAAUUUAAUCAGA
Saccostrea cuccullata (small rock oyster) is the source of this 4318-nucleotide messenger RNA. Its product is annotated as RNA-binding protein 15-like. Lineage: Eukaryota; Metazoa; Mollusca; Bivalvia; Ostreida; Ostreidae. Gene Ontology annotation, molecular function: mRNA binding. The record is from RefSeq and is a predicted model, not a curated record. Gene Ontology annotation, cellular component: nucleus. Gene Ontology annotation, biological process: regulation of alternative mRNA splicing, via spliceosome. The coding region runs from base 102 to 2264 and encodes 720 amino acids. The transcript is spliced from 2 exons.